CCGCGUGCGGGUGACGGUCUUGUUUAUCUAAUGUUAUUUUAACGGUUACGCUCUUCACGCUUUUUCCGUAAUCUUGUACGGCAGCUCGUGUUCUUAACUGUUGUGCCAGCUGGCAGGUCUUUGUUUCGGUAGGUGAAACGAUUAAUGCGAAACGUGCCAAACAAAGAGCGGCCUGCUACUUCUGCGCACUUAUAAAUGGCGUUAAUCUUGUUUAGUGGCUAACAUACAAAAACCACUUGCUACAUUUUUACAUGCGUAAUGCUUAUAAGCCCCAAGCAAUAAGUCUUCUGUGGACUUAAAACGCUUGAGUAGUACUUGUUUUAGUAAUGUAUUGAUGGACGUGAUUGAUCUAUCGAUCAAUCAUGGCCGUGGUUCAGUUGUUUCAGUGAAUAUUACAGACACCAAAACACAAGCACUUUAUUUGGGCAAAUAUUUAAGUGUACAUCGACUAGUAACAUUGGUGUAACAGUCUCACAUCUUUUAGGUUUCCCGAUUUUGAUGUGUCCACAUGAUGAGGGAAAAAGUGGUCCUGAGCUGCGAUGUUUAUUUGCUCACGCAGGACUGCACAACAUAAACGUAAAGACCAAAUGGCUUACUGCAGAACUGCUGAAUGAAGAUGCACUCUAGAUACUGAGAUAUUUAGACUUGGUGCAAGAUGUCUUACUCAUCCCGAAGUUCCUCUCGUGCCUCUGACUGUAAGGUCUAUGUUGGUGACCUUGGCAACGGUGCAGCCAAAGGUGAACUUGAACGAGCCUUCAGUUACUACGGACCACUGAGGAGUGUAUGGGUUGCACGAAACCCACCAGGUUUCGCCUUCGUAGAGUAUGAGGAUGCCAGAGAUGCAGAGGAUGCCGUAAAGGGGAUGGACGGAAAGGUGCUUUGUGGAGCCCGCGUCAGAGUUGAGCUGUCUACUGGUAUGUCUAGAAAGUCCCGAUUUGGGCGCCCUAACCGCAGGCAAUUUGACCCAAAUGACCGAUGCUACCAGUGUGGAGAGAGUGGCCAUUAUGCCUACGACUGCUAUCGCUUCAAUAAGAGGCGUGGCCGACGCAGCAGGUCAGCAUCUCGCUCUCGUUCCAGAUCUCGUGGCCGGCGUUACCGCUCUCGUAGCCGUAGCAAUGAAAAGAGGUACCGUUCACCGUCAUACUCAAAACGCAGAAGCAGGUCUGCCUCUCCAGCCCGCUCCAGAACUCCUGUGCGGCGCUCUCGUUCCCCAGUCCGCAGGUCGAAAAGCCCUGUCCGUAGAGACAGUCGCUCCCGUUCACGCUCUGGUUCCAGACAAAGGAAACGUAGUGUAUCCAGAUCUCGGUCUCGUUCAGUCAGUCAUAAGAAAGAAAGUCAUUCCAGGUCUGCCAGCCCAAGGAGAAGCCCAACCCCAGAUGCUGACUGAUCUGAUAUUUCACUUUCAUUCCCCACCUUUACCUUUGCUGAUAUGUAUUUUAUUUCCCCCAUGAUUUCAAUCCUUGUUCUACUGUAGCUACCAAGCUCUUUUUUUUUUUUUUUUUUUUUUGACAAAGCUCCUCACACCUUGUAAAAGCAUCACUAUCAUCUCAUGAAGGCUUGUCAUUUUCUUCAUGUAUCCCUCUUGUCACUUUUUAUUUAAUUUUUUUUUAUUAUUAUCAGACUCUUAAAGGAUUUUAAGCUCCAUUGUUUUAUUUCAGUGUUGAGCUGAAUGUCCUGUGGUCAGUGGAUUGAUUGUAGGUAAGGUGGUGAAUGAGCUCUGUUGUGAUUAGUCAGUGUAUUGUAUGAGAUGAAGAGUAUAUGCUGUGAUAGAAGUUUUUUCUUUUGGUUGGUGUAGAAUGAUUAUUUAUUUUUAUUUUUUUUUACGUUUGAAAAUGGCAAUGAUCUUUUUAAUAAAGUAAAGCUUUACAAACCCAACUGUUUCUGUGUGUGGUGUUGCUGACCUGGUUUUUUUCAUUAGGGGGACUUUGUUAGGAACUUGAUGUGUAAAUGUUGUCCAUGCAUAUACGAUACAUUCAAACCUAAAACUGGCAGCAAACUCGUUUACAACAUGGAUUAAAAAGGUUUUGUGCAAUGGUUAGUCAUGAGGUAUUGCACUCUUGACUGACUGUCUUGUCUGUUUAACAAUUGUAUGGGAUACAAUUCCCAGGCUUGUGUGUACAGCUGUUUUCGGUAUUUCAUGGUAAGAGUUGUGAAUGUUAUGAUUCCAUUUGAUUUUUUUGAAUCGAAGCCAAAUAAUUAUACCAUAAAUUGAACUACAAGUCACCUUACCAUAUACACAGAGAUUGAAAGAUUUUUACAGGGCUCUAUGUGAUUUAGGCCCUGAAAGUACAAUGAACUAAAUGAGAUGUAACACUACA
Molecule: messenger RNA, 2318 nt
Organism: Xyrauchen texanus (razorback sucker)
Lineage: Eukaryota; Metazoa; Chordata; Actinopteri; Cypriniformes; Catostomidae
Product: serine/arginine-rich splicing factor 7-like
Exons: 8
Coding region: 656-1387 (243 amino acids)
Biological process (GO): mRNA splicing, via spliceosome
Cellular component (GO): cytoplasm; ASAP complex; nucleoplasm
Molecular function (GO): zinc ion binding; RNA binding
Source: RefSeq, a predicted model, not a curated record